CGCGCGCCCGCCCGGGGCCGCAGACGGCGCGCAGCGCAGCCCAGCCGAGCCUCGCGGGGCCGCCGCCAGCCCUGCCGGCCGCCUCCCGAGCCUCCCGGGGGCGCCGGGCCUGCCGCCCCCCGCGGCCCGCAGACAGCUCCGCGGGAACCGGCGGGCGCGCCGCGCUCCUCGCCGCCGCCGCCGCGCGCGGUAGUGCGAAUAAGGAUAAGAGACGCAGCCUGCCGGGGCAGGGAGCCCCAGGCCUCUUGCCAACUCUGGACCCUUCCCUGGACGCCUCUUCCUGUUUCUGGAUUUAUCCUCCGGGAGCCUUCCCGUCUGCAAAGUCCUAGGGCCCUAGAGGCCACGGGCAGGAUGCUCCGGGUCCUGGUGGGGGCCGUCCUCCCCGCAAUGCUGCUGGCCGCUCCGCCGCCCAUCAACAAGCUGGCACUGUUCCCGGACAAGAGCGCCUGGUGUGAGGCCAAGAACAUCACCCAGAUCGUGGGCCACAGCGGCUGCGAGGCCAAGUCCAUCCAGAACAGGGCGUGCCUAGGACAGUGCUUCAGUUACAGCGUUCCCAACACCUUCCCGCAGUCUACGGAGUCCCUGGUUCACUGCGACUCCUGCAUGCCGGCCCAGUCCAUGUGGGAGAUCGUGACCUUGGAGUGCCCCGGCCACGAGGAGGUGCCCCGGGUGGACAAGCUGGUGGAGAAGAUCGUGCACUGUAGCUGCCAAGCAUGUGGCAAGGAGCCCAGCCACGGGCUGAGCGUCUAUGUGCAGGGCGAGGACGCGCCGGGUUCCCAGCCGGGCACCCGUCCCCACCCCCACCCGGGCGGGCAGACCCCCGAGCCCGAGGAUCCCCCCGGGGCCCCCCACGUAGAGGAAGAGGGGGCUGAGGACUGAGGCCCCAACUCCUCCUCCCCUCUCAUCCCCUGUGGAAUGUUGGGUCUCAACCUCGGGGGAGCGGUGGGGAGACAGGCCGGAGCCCCCCUUUGGCACUGGAUGGACUUGGAUUCAGACUUGGACUUGGAACGCUUUCCGGUUGCCGUGGAGAUCUGAAGGGAGGGGUUGGGGCCAAGCUGCACAAUUUAAUAUAUUCAAGAGUGAGGGGAGGUA
Molecule: messenger RNA, 1092 nt
Organism: Mustela lutreola (European mink)
Lineage: Eukaryota; Metazoa; Chordata; Mammalia; Carnivora; Mustelidae
Gene: NBL1
Product: NBL1, DAN family BMP antagonist
Exons: 5
Coding region: 352-879 (175 amino acids)
Biological process (GO): animal organ morphogenesis
Molecular function (GO): BMP binding; receptor ligand activity
Source: RefSeq, a predicted model, not a curated record